Messenger RNA from Mollisia scopiformis, 1990 nucleotides. RefSeq lists its product as uncharacterized. Gene Ontology annotation, biological process: DNA replication-dependent chromatin assembly; CENP-A containing chromatin assembly. Gene Ontology annotation, molecular function: histone binding. The coding region runs from base 156 to 1616 and encodes 486 amino acids. Gene Ontology annotation, cellular component: nucleoplasm. The record is from RefSeq and is a predicted model, not a curated record. Lineage: Eukaryota; Fungi; Ascomycota; Leotiomycetes; Helotiales; Mollisiaceae. The transcript is spliced from 3 exons.
AGCACCUUUCACUUCUGCCAACUUUAUCAACCCAAUUUCCAUUGAACAAUCAGCUUCAUUUUGAAAACGACGCGACCUUACUAAUCUUUGUCGCAUCGACUCAAUCUUCCGAGUACACGUUCAAGCACGAGGAACAAUCUACUACGAAAUCAACAAUGGCAGAACCAGUUGAACCACCGACGACCUUAUCAGAACAAUCCUCUGCCGCGAUGGAAGCCUUCAAUUCGGUCAAGGUUUCGCUCGCCGACCUCUGCGCUCAGGGUACAGCAAAAUAUGCUAGGAAGCAGUACGAGGAGGCAGCUGAUCUGUAUGCUCGUGCUUCAGAGCUGCAAGCUGAGCUCAACGGCGAGAUGUCUCCAGAGAACGCGGAGGUUCUGUUUCUCUACGGUCGAUCGCUUUUCAGAGUCGGUCAGAGCAAAAGUGAUGUUCUAGGUGGCAGAGCCGGCGGUGAAAAGAAGAAGGCCAAUGGCACUACAAAGUCGAAGACAACUGAUGCGCGCAAGGAGGAGCCCAAGACCGAGAGCGAGAAGAUUGCCGAAGAGGGUGUAGCAAUCAUCGCAGGCCAGAAUGGAGACGCUGCAGCGACAGAUGAGGGUGGAAAGAGGCCGUUAUUUCAGUUUACUGGCGAUGAGAACUUCGAGGACGAUUCCGAUGACGAGGACCAGGCAGAAGGAGCCGAAGGUGAAGAAGAGGAAGACGAAGAUGACUUGGCGGCAGCAUUUGAGAUGUUAGACUUGGCACGAGUACUUUACAGCAAGAAGAUGGAAGGCCCAGAGGCUGUUGAAGGCAAGGGCAAGUCAACGGAAGAUACAUCUAUGAUGAAGCACAUCAAGGAGCGACUGGGAGAGACGCACGACCUUCUGGCUGAGAUUUCACUCGAGAACGAAAGAUUUCCUAGUGCUGUUGAGGAUUUCAGAUCUGCCCUGGGCUACAAGAACGACUUGUAUCCCGAGGAGUCGGAAAUCAUUGCUGAGGCUCACUUCAAGUUAUCCCUUGCACUUGAAUUCGCGUCCAUCACGAGAACCAAGGAAGAUGCUGAAGGCAAGGAUGAUACUACUGAAGAAGAAGCACACGUUGAUCAAGGCUUGAGAGAUGAAGCUAUCAAGGAACUUGAACUCGCCAUCAAGAGCACAAAACUCAAGCUGGACAGCAAGGAGGUCGAACUGGCGACUUCUCAUUCUCCUGAUGAUAAUGACAUCACGCGAGCACAAAUCGUCGACGUAAAGGAGAUUGUUGCUGAUAUGGAAAAUCGCCUGGCAGAAUUGAAAGGCCCUGCGAUUGAUACGAAGGAGCUUCUCUUUGGACCUGCUGGUGCUGCAUCAGUGAAUCCUCUAGGAGGCAUUCUGGGUGCGACAUUAGGAGAAUCGCCUGCUGAGCAAGCUGCUAGGAUUGAGGAAGCGAAAAAGACAGCAACUGAUCUUACAGGCAUGGUUCGGAAGAAAGAGAAGAAGCCAGUUGAUGCAGCCACCCCUGAGCCAGCGGCCAGCACGAAUGGUACCAAUGGAAAGCGCAAGGCGGAAGAUGACGCAGAGGAGAGUGAUAGUAAGAAAGCAAAAAUCGAUGCCAGUGGACAUGAUACCAAGCAGGCAACGGUGGAGGAUGCUAUUGCUGAGUAGAGCAGAGACGAAAAGUUAUGCAGCAAUCAUUUUCGAAACGGGUCACGUUCAAGGGCAUGGAACCAACUGGUGGGAUUUGGAGGGGUUUUCUUCUAGGUAAUUGCAACAGGGCGGCUGGUGAAAAUCUGAGAGGCGUUGAAUAACAGGAUACCAAGGGAGCAUAGGCUUUAUUUGCUGGGAAUGCACAACGGUCUGUUAUUACAUAAGUGCACAUGAUGCCAAUCCUCUUCAAUAAUGAAUUUCAGAACCAAAUCUGCCGAGUUCAUCGUCACUGCAUUUCCCCGCUUGAUAUCUUACAACAAUAGAUCACUUUGAUCUUGUUGACUUAGUACGUACUAAGUUUACGCAGUCCUUGUCUACCUACGUUCCGCCCC